Molecule: messenger RNA, 730 nt
Organism: Xyrauchen texanus (razorback sucker)
Lineage: Eukaryota; Metazoa; Chordata; Actinopteri; Cypriniformes; Catostomidae
Product: 40S ribosomal protein S11
Exons: 5
Coding region: 55-534 (159 amino acids)
Biological process (GO): translation
Cellular component (GO): ribosome; cytosolic small ribosomal subunit
Molecular function (GO): structural constituent of ribosome
Source: RefSeq, a predicted model, not a curated record
CUCUUCCGUCUGCCUCGCGCGUAUGUAGUCCUCUUUACGACUCGGCUGUCGACGAUGGCGGACACGCAGAACGAGAGGGCUUAUCAGAAACAGCCCACCAUCUUCCAGAACAAGAAGCGGGUUCUGGCAGGUGAAGGAAGUAGCAAAGAGAAGCUGCCACGCUACCACAAAAACAUUGGCUUGGGAUUCAAAACCCCCAGAGAGGCAAUUGAUGGCACGUACAUUGACAAGAAAUGCCCCUUUACUGGAAAUGUGUCCAUCAGAGGCCGUAUUCUUUCCGGCGUUGUGACCAAGAUGAAGAUGCAGAGGACCAUCGUCAUCAGAAGAGACUACUUGCAUUACAUCCGCAAGUACAACCGUUUUGAGAAGAGACAUAAGAACAUGUCUGUCCACCUCUCCCCAUGUUUCAGGGACGUGACUGUCGGUGACAUUGUUACAGUUGGAGAAUGCAGACCUCUCAGCAAGACAGUGAGGUUCAAUGUCCUGAAGGUCACCAAGGCAGCUGGAGCCAAGAAGCAGUUCCAGAAGUUCUAGAACUUUAACAAUAUGGCACCUGUAUUGUUUUAUUGGGCUGUUCUUUAAGUCUUUUACAUGGAUUUCUUAGCUAUUCGGUGAACUUGAAUUACCUGUAUUUUAAGCCACUUUGAUACAAAUGCAUCCUGCUCUGAGGCCCUCAAACUUAAUGUAAGGAAUUGGUUAUACCCAGUAAAGAGACUAGUAUGAACAAUGA